GGCACGCCGAGGCAAGGUCACAUCGUGUACCGUUCUGUCGUACUCGCCCCUCACGCUCUCUGCUGAAGCUCCCGUGAUCUUCUCUUCCUUCUCUCUCCACUUACUGCCGCACAGCCAUGGCGGACAGCGCGAGCGAGAGCGACACCGACGGAGCGGGGAGCAGCUCGGCCAUCCCGAUGUCAUCCUCCGCCACAAAUUCUGGGAAACCAAGCAUAGUCAUUUCACAGUUUCGCCUGGAGGAACUGACGAACCGCCUUGCCUCGUUACAGCAAGAGAACAAAGUUCUGAAAAUUGAGCUUGAGACGUUUAAACUAAAGUGCAAAGCCCUGCAGGAGGAGAAUAGGGACCUCCGCAAAGCUAGCGUCACCAUUCAAGCAAGAGCAGAGCAGGAGGAAGAAUUUAUCAGCAACACCUUGUUCAAGAAGAUCCAAGCUCUCCAGAAGGAGAAAGAGACCUUGGCAGUCAACUAUGAAAAGGAGGAAGAAUUUCUCACUAAUGAACUGUCAAGGAAACUUAUGCAACUCCAACAUGAGAAGGCAGAACUGGAGCAGCACUUGGAGCAAGAACAGGAGUUUCAGGUCAACAAGCUCAUGAAAAAGAUCAAGAAAAUGGAGAAUGAAACCAUCUCAAAGCAGCUAACCCUGGAACAGUUGAGGCGGGAGAAGAUCGACCUUGAGAACACAUUAGAGCAAGAACAAGAAGCCCUCGUCAACAGGCUGUGGAAGCGAAUGGACAAACUGGAGGCUGAGAAAAGAAUUCUUCAGGAAAAGUUGGACCAGCCUGUAUCAGCUCCUCCCUCCCCAAGAGACGUUUCCAUGGAAAUAGACUCACCAGAAAACAUGAUGCGGCAUAUCCGCUUCUUGAAGAAUGAGGUGGAGAGACUCAAGAAAAGCCUGCGCACCACCGAGCUGCAACACACAGAGAAGCGUGCCCAGUACAUAGAAGAGGAGCGGCAGAUGCGGGAGGAGAACAUCCGGCUGCAGAGAAAGCUUCAGAGAGAAAUGGAGCGCAGGGAGGCCCUGUGCAGGCAACUGUCAGAGAGUGAAUCCAGUUUGGAGAUGGAUGAUGAGAGGUACUUCAAUGAGAUGUCUGCACAAGGUCUGCGAGCAAGGACCGUGUCCAGCCCCAUCCCAUACACCCCCUCCCCCAGCUCCAGCCGACCCAUAUCACCUGCUUGUCUUUCAGGGCUCUCCUAUGGAACUCACACGGUUGGCUUCACCCCCCCAGCAACACUGUCCAGAGCUGCCAUUUCCCACUACAACACCCCCGCCCUGCACAUCCACGGAAGCUCUUCUCAUGCCGUAGCAAGGCCCUCCCCAAGAAGAAGCACCAGUCCUGACAAAUUCAAACGUCCAACUCCACCACCCUCUCCCAACACGCACUCAGGUGCCCUGCAGGCUCAGCCUCCGCUCCCCCCACCAGCCCAGCCCAUGGUCCAGUCUAUGUCGUCCCCAGCAGCCAUGUCACAGCACGCAGCAACAGCACCACCACCGCAGCAGCCUCCCUCUCAGCCUUAACGCCACAUACGCGCCCACACACACACACACACACACACACACACAGUCUCUGUCUCUGCGCAUGACUGUGCGCAUUGAAUGCCACGAUGCUACUGCUGCAACUUCCAUCAUUACAAGCUCUGGAAGCGAAGUUUCUUACUCUUAACAAAGUCCACAAGAUGCAGCUUCAGAUGUUUUGGAGGAAAAAGGAAACAAGAUGGCAACUCCGCCUUGGUGACGGUGGCUGCCUGCCAAAUCCACAUGUGGCGUUACUUAACUACAGGAAUGGAUGGACUUCAGAUUAAAUGCUUCUGGGAUUUGUAGGAUAAUUACUUGUUCCACCCUCUGUCUUGUACCUGUUAUGUUCUUUGCUUGGGACUCUAGCUGGAUGGAGUUGUUGUUGUGGCGCUUCAAGAUAGCACAAACGGAACAGUUAGUGUGUUUCAUGGUGAUGUUUUAUUAUAGGUUGGAUGUUUGGAUCAGUGGAUGUACAGCUAGAGAAGUGGAUGGAUUGAUAGAUGGUUAUUUUUUCAGGCCUAUAAUACGAAACAGCAGUAAUGUCCUCCACUCCAACUCACCCUUUUGUCUUCUAAGCCGUGUCAUCAUGACUCCAAGUUAAUCGUGGCUUCGAUUAGGUCUUCAAAAAGUGUGGAAGGCUGUGGGAUGUUCUCCGUUGUAGGCCAUUGGAUCAAAUAGAGCCUGCAGUGCAGUUAUUUUAGUUCCUGAAAGCCUUCAAUUAAAAUGAAAGUAAAAAAAAACAACAACAAAAAAACGCACCAUUGAAGAUGGGACACUGGUACAUAAACCAGAGAUAAAAGUCACCAAGUAUAGUCCAAGGUGUUACAGCUUAGUUAUGUACUCAGUCUUCUGUCUGAUAUCUCUAUCUCUGGUGUAUUUCUGAAAGCUUCUAUCAUCCUAACGGAUAUUUCUCAUCAGAAAAAAGAAAAGACAAAUCUCUUUACACUAAAUACACAUACUGCUAAAGCAUUCUGACUGAAUGGUACUGUUGACUAAAUUUCUAUGUAUGAUUAAAGCUCUUGACAUGACAACA
Girardinichthys multiradiatus is the source of this 2547-nucleotide messenger RNA. RefSeq names its product coiled-coil domain-containing protein 6-like. Bases 117 to 1517 code for a protein of 466 amino acids. The transcript has 9 exons. The record is from RefSeq and is a predicted model, not a curated record. Lineage: Eukaryota; Metazoa; Chordata; Actinopteri; Cyprinodontiformes; Goodeidae.